Molecule: messenger RNA, 1454 nt
Organism: Colletotrichum phormii
Lineage: Eukaryota; Fungi; Ascomycota; Sordariomycetes; Glomerellales; Glomerellaceae
Exons: 6
Coding region: 18-1454 (478 amino acids)
Biological process (GO): proteolysis
Molecular function (GO): metalloexopeptidase activity
Source: RefSeq, a predicted model, not a curated record
ACCCGCCAGCCACCACGAUGAAGUUCUUGGCUACGACAACCAUCCUCGCAUCCUGGGCGACUCUUGGCGUUCGCGCCGCCGUCCAGGAGAGGCAGACCACGAAACCUCUCGUCGACUCCGCCAGCUUCCAAGAUCAGAUCACCAAGGAGAACCUGCAAGCCAACUUGGUCCAACUGAGCGACAUCGCAACAGCAAACGGCGGCAACCGCGCCUUCGGACUCCCGGGCUACGCCGCCUCGGUCGACUACAUCUUCAACCGCAUCUCCAGCGCCGCCGGCGCCAAACACCGAGCUCCGCGCAACCUCACCGUCAACGGCGAGAAGCUGACCAUCUACGGUCUCUACGGGUCCCCGGACACGCCCGCCGAGGGCAUCACCGCGCAGCUCGUCGCAGGACCCAAUGGUACCGCUGCCUGCGAGCCUGCUUCGUACGCGGACCUCGACGUCGACGGCAAGAUUGUGAUUGUGACGGAGUCACUGUGUCCUGGGUACCGGGAUGGGUUCCACGCUGGGGUGAUGAAGCCUGCUGCUGCGGCGGGUGCUACUGCCGUGAUUGUGAUUAACGAUUUUGCGCUCAAUCUUACUGCUGGAAACCUUGGUCCGGCUGAUGAUGGGACGUAUGUUCCUACUGGCUUCGUCAACCAGUACAUUGGCGAUCCGCUCAAGGCUCGGUUGGCGGCUGGGGAGGUGCUGACGGCUUUGUUCUGGGAGGCUGAGGUUAUCGAUAGCCGGGUCACGCAGAAUGUGUUUGCUGAGACGGAGGGCGGUGACGGGAACAACGUGUUUGUCCUCGGCGCCCAUCUGGACAGUGUUGCAUGGGGACCAGGUAUCAACGACAACGGCUCCGGAACCUCCCUCCUUCUCGAGCUCUUCCUCGCCCUCACUAAGUACGCCACCAACAACAAAAUCCGCUUCGCGUGGUGGGGCGCCGAAGAGAAGGGCCUCAUCGGAUCCCGCUACUACGUCAAAAACCUCGCCACGCAAGAGCGUGACAACAUCCUGGCCUACCUCAACUUUGACAUGGUCGCCAAGGGAUACUACGGCGUCUUUGACGGCGAUGGCGCGUCCUAUGGCGUUCCCGCACCGCCUGGCUCCGAUGUCAUCCAGGAACUCUUCACCGCCGACUUUGUCGCCAAGGGCAUCAAUGUGACUGCCGCGAGAUUCACGAACGGCAGUGACUAUGCCUCCUGGCAGGUUUUGGGCAAGCCUAUCGGUGGUCUUCACACGGGAACGGGGUCUGCGCAGGAUCCCUGCUAUCACCAGGAGUGCGACAACAUCAACAACCCGGACCUGGACCAGCUCACAACUACUGCCCAUGUUCUGUCUGCCUUGGCACUCGACGGAACCAACCUGAUCAAGAAGCUAAGCGCUCGCGUGCUUCCCGCCCGCGCAGUUGCAGCCGACCGAGUCAUCGCGACUGUAGAGGAAUCUGAGGACGAACAUCACCAUUGUUAA